Ceratina calcarata is the source of this 2404-nucleotide messenger RNA. RefSeq names its product Equilibrative nucleoside transporter 1 (gene Ent1). NCBI's taxonomy places the organism in Eukaryota, Metazoa, Arthropoda, Insecta, Hymenoptera, Apidae. The record is from RefSeq and is a predicted model, not a curated record. Gene Ontology annotation, cellular component: plasma membrane. Gene Ontology annotation, molecular function: nucleoside transmembrane transporter activity. Gene Ontology annotation, biological process: nucleoside transmembrane transport. The coding region runs from base 564 to 1985 and encodes 473 amino acids. The transcript is spliced from 10 exons.
CAUUAAAAAUAAAUAACGCUCAGUGACACGUUGCAUGUAAUCUGGCUCGAGUUUUUAUUUAUACUAUGCGAUAUACGAAAACAUGACUCGCUUCGUCGUUUCGCACUAUGCAUACAUCGCACUGUUUUAAUCAUACAUCAUUGGCUAUUGUUAUGUCGGCGCAUCAGCAGCAACAGCUGUUUUUACAUCUGUCGGUGUAAACAGGAGGAGGAAUAAUGGAGAGAGGAGUGCAUCCGGAUUAAGUAAUAAUGCCUAUAUAAUAUUAAUGCCAGUGCGUUCAGCUUUUCACCCGUGCUUAGUCACAGGUGGUCAAGGUAAUGACUUAUAUGUACCAUCGAGUUUCUCGAGAGGCUUUCAAACAACGAUACGCUAAGAAAAUGCUGUCGCUGUCACUCGUUUCGCGGACGUGAUUCGCUAAGCAUGGAGUUAAUGAGCUAUGAUAAAUAUUAACUGUGAUAACAGUCUAUCUGACAAAAUGUAAAUUGAUCACUGUUCUAAAUGCUUAUGAAUCAUUGAGCAGAGUGAUAUUGUUAUAAACAAUUUCUUACAGAGUAUUCUUCACCAUGGCAUAUUCUAUCAAUAGAAGACCUUUAUUAGGACACACGUCGGAUAGCGAAUUUGAAGAUGAUUUGGAAACUGAAGUCGACGAUCCCACAGUUUCUGUGCCAGAUGAAAAACCAUUUUUAAAACAGUACGAACCAUGUGACAGAUAUAAUCUUGCUUAUAUUGUAUUUUAUUUGCUUGGGAUAAAUACAUUGAUUCCUUGGAGCUUUUUCAUCACAGCUGAUGACUACUGGAUGUAUAAAUUUCGUGAGGUACAUCAAAAUUGUACAGAAAAUAAUAGUUAUACUCAUAUAGAGAAUUUAGAGAAGAAAACUGAUCUCCAAGCGAGUUUUACGUCGUACUUAAGUGUAGCGAGUGCCCUACCGAAUACAUUCUUUUUAAUCAUAAACGCACUUCUCAGUAAGAGAAUUCCCUUACGUGCGAGAAUGGUCGGCUCGCAGUGUUUAAUACUAUUAAUUUUCAUUUUCACAACAAUAUUGGUUGAAGUGAACACAGAUAAAUGGCAAUCAACUUUCUUAGUAAUUACCUUGACGUCAGUGGCUCUUGUAAAUGCUGCGAGUGCAAUUUUCGGAGGUAGCUUAAUGGGUAUCCUUGGACGAUUCUCUCCGAAAUAUAUAACUGCUAUGUCAAGCGGACAAGCUCUCGGUGGGAUUUUCACUGCUGCAACAGAAAUAUGUUCACUGUGGAUCGGUGCUAGUCCUAUGUUAUCAGGCUUAGUUUAUUUUAUUAUUGGAGACGUCAUACUGUUUCUAUCUUUGAUAGCAUACAUAGUUCUGGAAAAGGCGGCAUUCUUUAAGCAUCACGUACUAGAGAAAUUGCCUGAGAACGUGGAAGCAGAUUACUCGAUAACUGGGGAAGUAACUUUUCCACAAGGCACUACGAUAUCUUAUUCACGUAUCGUUAGGAGAAUCUGGCAUUAUGGUGUCAGCGUGUUUUUAGUAUUUUUUAUAUCACUGUCUGUGUACCCGGCAGUGACGGUGUUAGUGGAGAGUGAAAAUAAAGGCAAAGGAUCUGCAUGGAAUGAUAUCUACUUUGUACCAGUGGUGACAUAUCUACUUUUUAGUUGCGGCGAUUACGCUGGUAGAAUAUUAUCAGGUAUUUUUCAAUGGCCGAGAAAUAAACCGUGGUUGUUUAUGACUCUAAGUUUAUUGAGAGUUAUCUUUGUACCAACUCUCAUGUUCUGUAAUGCUCAACCCAGAUACCAUUUACCUGUUUACAUACAUGGUGAUUUCUAUUAUAUUAUAAUAACUAUUCUGUUCGCCAUGAGUAAUGGCUACUUGUGCAAUUUAACAUUUAUUUUAACUCCUACAGUCGUAGAGUCUCAAGAGAGAGAGAUUGCGUCUGCUAUGAUGGGAGCUUUCCUUGGUGUGGGAUUAGCGUCAGGUGCUGCGCUCAGUUUAGUCAUAGUCAAAACAAUUUAAUUUAUUCACCGGAUGAUAAAUAUUUGACGUAAUUCACCCUACUGCCCAUUUUGCAUUUGAAAUAGGACCACAGGACUUGACGUCCGUUCUUGUAAAAAGCUUCAUUUUAUACUCCUGGACGAGCUAUAUGAAUGUAAUAUUUGAUAUAUUACGACGAAGUAUUUUUUAAGUAUUUCACCAAAGAAUUACGUACGUGAAACUUGACCAUUCCAGAAAUGUGUAAGGUAUUCCAUGUAGUACAAACUGAAAAUAAUUGUAUCUCGAACUAGAUGUUGUAGAUAUAUAAAAUACAUGGUAUAUGUAAUAUGUAAAGAAUUUAUUCUACUUUUUGGAGAAAAGUAAUUGUCUAGCUAGUACGUAUAUUUAAAUGAUUUAUUGUUAACAAAUCAGAGUACAAUAAAUUAAAAUAGUUCUGUCCA